GGACCACAUCUGUAACUUUUGAUCCACUGAAUCCAAACUUCUUCCGCUCUGUAUAUUUCCUGUCACUUCGGAGGCGGACGGACCGCGGAGCCGCGCCUUUACUAUCAAUGAAAGCCGUCAUUCUGGCCGCGGGCUACGGCACCCGGCUGCAGCGGGACGUGCUGGCCGACAGCAGCGGGAGCUUCGCUCACCUGGCGGGCGUCGCGAAGCCGCUGCUGCCGGUGGGCCACCGCGAGCUGGCGUCGCACUGGGUCCGCGCGCUGAGCGCGUCCGCCGGCGUGGACGCCAUCUACGUAGUGACCAACGAUCUGUACCACGCUGCGUUUGAAGACUGGGCAGCAAAAUUCUCCAACGUCAAGAUCCUCAAUGAUCAGACAAGACACAACGAUGAGCGUCUGGGCGCCGUAGCCUGCCUGCAGCUGGCAGUCAAACACUUCCACAUCCAGGACCAUGUGAUGGUGAUUGGAGGCGACACUCUUUUCAAAGAAGAUUUCAGCCUCAGUGAAGUUAAAGAACACUUUUCUCGCGUGCAGGAGAAGAGCGAGGACAGCUGCCUGGUGCUGUCGUACGAGUGCCGAGACGAGGAAACACAGAAAUAUGGAAUCCUGGAGGUGGACGGUGACCUCCGUGUCCUCUGUAUGAAGGAGAAGCCUCGUCCCUCUGAGACCUCGUCCAGGAGAGCCUGCCCUUGUUUCUACGUGCUUUCAAAGAAAAGUCUUCCGCUGUUGGACACAUUCCUCAGCGAAAAACAGGACGCUGCGAUAGAAGAGAAGGAUGCUCCAGGAAACUUUUUGUCUUGGCUCAUCCCGAGAAAACCAGUUUAUGUUCAUCCCAUCUCCGGCCGCUUCGACGUUGGAAACCUUCCUUCGUAUAUAGAGUGCGAUCGUUACUUCAGAGAAAAACUCCAGAACGAAGAGACGUACAUGGUGUGAACUCACAGAAACAUGUUUAUUAGAAAAUCAAGACUUCA
Salarias fasciatus (jewelled blenny) is the source of this 970-nucleotide messenger RNA. Its product is annotated as glucose-1-phosphate adenylyltransferase. NCBI's taxonomy places the organism in Eukaryota, Metazoa, Chordata, Actinopteri, Blenniiformes, Blenniidae. Gene Ontology annotation, biological process: biosynthetic process. The coding region runs from base 108 to 932 and encodes 274 amino acids. The transcript is spliced from 8 exons. The record is from RefSeq and is a predicted model, not a curated record.